UCAAUGGAACAGAGAAAUUUCUCAAUCGUGGCAGAAUUCAUUUUGCUGGGACUCACUGAGUCUCGUGAGUUACAGAUUUUCUUUUUUGUAUUUUUUUCAAUUAUCUAUACAGUCACUGUAUUUGGCAACCUAUUUAUUAUCCUUACUGUGAUCUUCAACUCUCAUCUUCAUUCACCCAUGUACUUCUUGCUGGCAAACCUCUCCUUCAUUGAUAUGUCCCUAGCCUCAUUUGCCACUCCCAAAAUGAUCCAUAACUUAGCCAGUAAGCACAAAGCCAUCUCCUACCAGGGUUGCAUGGCCCAGAUGUUUUUCCUCCACCUUUUUGGUGGCAGUGAAAUGAUGCUACUUGUUGCUAUGGCAAUUGAUAGAUAUAUAGCCAUAUGCAAACCCCUCCAUUACUCAACCAUCAUGAAUCAUCGUGCCUGCUUUGGGCUUGUGCUGCUCUCCUGGACCACUGGUUUUGUGCAUACCAUGAGCCAGAUGGUUUUUACAGUGACCUUGCCCUUCUGUGGUCCCAAUGUUGUGGACAGUUUUUUUUGUGAUCUUCCUCGGGUGAUCAAGCUUGCUUGCCUUGAUACUUAUGUCUUAGAGCUGUUGGUCAUUGCAGACAGUGGACUACUCUCACUCAUCUGUUUCAUCCUUUUACUCAUCUCUUAUAGCAUCAUAUUAGUUACUAUUAGACUUCACUCUUCUAGUGGGUCCUCCAAGGCUUUGUCCACUCUGUCUGCACACAUUACAGUGGUAGUUCUUUUCUUUGGACCAUGUAUCUUCAUUUAUGUGUGGCCCUUUAGCAGCAUCUCAACAGAUAAGACUCUUUCUGUGUUUUAUACCAUUUUUACCCCACUUUUGAAUCCAAUCAUCUAUACAUUCAGAAAUAAAGAUAUGAAGAGAGCUAUAAGAAAACUGAAACAUCAGCAUGUGAAUUGCAUAUGGACCUCUUAG
Gracilinanus agilis (Agile Gracile Mouse Opossum) is the source of this 942-nucleotide messenger RNA. Its product is annotated as olfactory receptor 4K13-like. The record is from RefSeq and is a predicted model, not a curated record. Gene Ontology annotation, molecular function: olfactory receptor activity; G protein-coupled receptor activity. Gene Ontology annotation, biological process: G protein-coupled receptor signaling pathway. Gene Ontology annotation, cellular component: membrane. Lineage: Eukaryota; Metazoa; Chordata; Mammalia; Didelphimorphia; Didelphidae. The transcript has a single exon. Bases 4 to 942 code for a protein of 312 amino acids.